Molecule: messenger RNA, 1590 nt
Organism: Lycium ferocissimum
Lineage: Eukaryota; Viridiplantae; Streptophyta; Magnoliopsida; Solanales; Solanaceae
Product: ankyrin repeat-containing protein NPR4-like
Exons: 2
Coding region: 142-1521 (459 amino acids)
Cellular component (GO): plasma membrane
Molecular function (GO): protein phosphatase 1 binding; protein phosphatase regulator activity
Source: RefSeq, a predicted model, not a curated record
AUUUUCUUGUUAUCUCUCAGUGUUGACUAAGCUCCAAACGAAUCUCCAACUACUUAAAUACAACUACAUAUUUCUACUAUUUAAUAACCUCAUUUGUAAGGUUGUAGCAACAAAGUCAAAGAUUGGAAUAAGGAAAUUAAGAUGGACGAGAUGGAAAUUGAGAAGAGACUCUAUGAAGCUGCAGCUGAAGGAGAUAUAAGAACUUUACAUGAAUUACUUCAACAAGAUGGUCUGAUUCUUGAUAGACUUACCUUAACUUGCUUCAAUGAAACUCCUUUACACAUAGCAGCAAUGCGGGGACAUGUUGAGUUUGUGAAAUUAAUUCUAACUCGAAAUCCCUUGCUUGCUGCUGAACUGGAUUUCCGAAAAUCCUCUGCCCUUCACGUAGCUUCAAUCAAAGGGUACCCAGAGAUUGUGAAGUUGUUGUUGGUAGUGAAUCCUGAAAUGUGUCUGGCUCGUGAUCGCGAUGGUAGAAAUCCUCUCCAUCUCGCAGCCAUCAAAGGUCGAGUUGAGGUCAUUAAAGAACUGAUUCAAACGAGCCAUCUUGCAGCUUCGCAGACGACCAAUCGUGGUGAAAGCAUUCUGCAUUUGUGUGUGAAGCAUAAUCAGCUGGAGGCUUUGAAGCUGCUGAUGGAAGUGAUAUCAGAUUAUCAACUCCUGAAUGCAAGAGAUGGAGAUGGCUAUACCAUUCUACAUUUGGCUGUUUCUGAUAAGCAAAUUGAGACUGUUACAUAUCUCCUAAGGAACAAUCAGAUUGAGGUGAACCUACAGGAUGACAAUGGAAACACAGCACUAGACAUUUUAGCACAAAGCCGGAGAGACAUGAUUGAUCUGCAAAUUGGAGACACUCUCCGUGAAGCUGGAGGCUUAAGAGCCAAGGACAUUCCAUCACCCAACACCCAAAAUUUUGCCAAAUUUCCUAACAAGAAAUCUUCAAUUCAUCAGUCUCACGACAUGGCAGGCGAUUGGCUUUCCAAGAAACGCGAUGCAAUAAUGGUGGUGGCAUCGCUUAUUGCAACUAUGGCAUUUCAAGCGGGAAUGAACCCUCCAGGAGGUUUCUGGCAAGGCAAUGAGGACGUCGAUUCUCAAGGAAACACCCUACAAAUGCCACACAAAGCAGGGGAAGCAGUAAUGGCAUAUAGUCAUCCCAAAUCCUAUCGAUACUUUAUCCGUGUCAACAGCACAGCCUUUGUUGCUUCUCUUAGCACAAUACUGCUGCUGAUAAGUGGAUUGCCCUUCAGGAAAAAGCUCUUCAUGUGGUCUUUGAUGGUUAUCAUGUGGUUGACAGUAACCUCUACAGCACUCACUUAUGGCAUAUCAAUUUACAUCGUCACGCCAAAGAAGGAUAGAGAACAUCUUGGUCAGGUUAUUGAAGUUGCUGUUACAGUGUGGUGCUUUGUAAUGGCAUUACUUUUGCUCGGAAACACAAUUCGUUUGGCCUAUAAAUGGAUGAGAAAGAGGCAUCAAUCAGAAAAAUUCGAGCGAAGAGAAUCUUCCAAUUUAGUUCAUGUCAAUGUUUGAGAAAUUGCUUUUAAAGCGUGAUAUGAUUAUUAUAUCGUUUUAGUUAACGUUUCCAUUGAAUUAAUUAUA